This is a messenger RNA of Acipenser ruthenus (sterlet), 9065 nucleotides long. Its product is annotated as rho-related BTB domain-containing protein 2-like. The transcript is spliced from 10 exons. The coding region runs from base 880 to 3075 and encodes 731 amino acids. Gene Ontology annotation, molecular function: protein binding; GTPase activity; GTP binding. Gene Ontology annotation, biological process: small GTPase-mediated signal transduction. NCBI's taxonomy places the organism in Eukaryota, Metazoa, Chordata, Actinopteri, Acipenseriformes, Acipenseridae. The record is from RefSeq and is a predicted model, not a curated record.
AGAGGGUUGCAAUCAAUAGGAAACAGAAAGCAACAGGGAGGGAAGUAAUUGUAGAUACACUCAGAUCGCUGGGGAAUGUCCGAAUCUCCGAGUACAGCAACAAAGACGACGAAACGAAAUCAUCGCAUAGGCGUAUGGAAAGGACCGGCUGGGCGAAACAACGGACUGCCUUGAACGACGUAUAUAUAGUGAUACCAAUACCGUUAUAAUAAAUGGACAGGACUUUAUUAUAGAUUAUUAAAAUAAAAAAGUAGUGCUGAAGAAAAAAAAAAGAUUUUAUUAUCCAAAAGAAUAAAAAGCUAAUACCCAGUCCACAUACACUAUUGAUUAUCAUACAGUAGUGGCUUACUACUGUACCUGCAACAAGAAAAUACUCCGCGACAACGAGAGACUGAUGGGUUGUAAUAAAGGAAAUAUCAGUUUAGAAAGCUCUCCCUCUCGAAGGUAUACAAUAAUAAACGUGACUUGUUGUGCACACCCGGGCUUGGGUUGCUGCUGCUGCAGCCCGGUCUUGUAUGUAAUUUAAAUGAUGCAUCCCAUCUAGUAUCGUGAAACAGAUUCAGCAACCCGCCUGCUUCUCAUUGCGACACCUCGGAGCUCGGAGCGCGAUUGCGCUCAGCAGCAGCACUGGCGUGCUGGCUAUAUAGGCGGACCGGCGGGGAUGUUUAGGAGUUCAUUUCUCUUCCAGAGGAGGAUCCGAAAGAUUAAGUCUAGUUGUAAUACACACCAGUAGCUGAACGUCAGUAGGGUGCUUCUGACGGUCUACGUGAGAAAGAAAGAAAGAAAGAAAAAGGACACUUUGCAGAUUAGGAACUAAACGGACCAAGAAUUAAACCAACGAGUUGAGCUUUGUUUGCAGACAAUUCAAGGGCCCUCUCCAUGGAUAUUGACACAGACUACGAGCGGCCGAACGUCGAGACUAUAAAGUGUGUGGUGGUGGGUGACAACGCGGCGGGGAAGACACGACUGAUCUGCGCCAGGGCCUGCAAUGCCACGCUCACGCAGUACCAGCUGCUCGCCACGCACGUGCCAACUGUCUGGGCCAUCGACCAGUACAGGGUGUGCCAGGAAGUGCUGGAGCGCUCUCGUGAUGUGGUGGACGAGGUUAGCGUGUCUCUGCGACUCUGGGACACCUUUGGGGAUCAUCACAAGGACCGCCGCUUCGCGUACGGCAGGUCUGACGUGGUGGUCCUGUGCUUCUCCCUCGCCAACCCCAACUCUCUGCGCCACGUGAGGUCCAUGUGGUUCCCUGAGAUCAAGCACUUCUGUCCUCGCACUCCCAUCAUCCUGGUGGGCUGCCAGCUGGACCUGCGCUAUGCCGACCUCGACGCAGUCAACCGUGCCCGCCGGCCACUCGCCAAGCCCAUCAAGCCGACAGACAUCCUGCCCCCAGAGAAGGGUCACGAGGUGGCGAAGGAGCUGGGGGUGCCCUACUAUGAGACCAGCGUGGUGGCGCAGUUUGGGGUGAAGGAUGUCUUUGACAACGCCAUCCGCGCCGCCCUCAUCUCCCGCCGCCACCUGCAGUUCUGGAAGUCCCACCUGAAGAAGGUGCAGCGCCCCCUGCUGCAAGCCCCCUUCCUUCCGCCGCGGCCCCCUCCUCCUAUUAUUGUCAUCCCCGAGCCGCCCCCCUGCGACGGGGAGGGGCCUGCCACCCUCUUCUCGGUGCCCCUCUGCGCUGACGUCCUCUUCCUCCUGCAGGGCGGCACCACACGCGUCUUCGCUCACAAGGCCUACCUGGCCACUUCCUGCUCAAAAUUCUAUGACCUCUUCAUCAUGGAGCUUGACUGGAGGGGAAGGGAGGAGGAGUGGGAGGAGGAGGAAGAGGAGGAGGAAGAAGAAGAAGAAGAAAAGGAGGUGCUAGAGGAGGAGCGCAGGGGAGGGAAGGAGCCGGCCAGCCGCACUAAGAGCCUGAACAUCGACAAGGACCCUCUAGAGGGAGGAGGCAGUCACCACUUUGUCAGGAGGCAUCUCUCACACCAGGGCUCCCUGACGACUUCCAAGAGUGACAACCUCCUCCCGGAGAGGGCCCAGGAGCCGGGUGGGGUGGGAGUCGGCAGGACUCUCUCUGGCUGGGGCCGGGGCUUCCUCAGGAUGUACUUGGAGCGGGUGGAAGACCCGGUGACCCGGCGAGAGAGGCUGAUGACGGUGGUUUCCAUAGACUGCCUAAUCCAGCCCCGGCCGUUCCAGGCCGUGCUGAAUUACCUGUACACCGGCAGCCUGGACGAGGGCCGGGGGGACCUCAUGCAGGUGGCCUCCAUCGCUGAGCUGCUGGAGGUGUUUGACCUGCGCAUGAUGGUGGCCAACAUCCUCAACAAGGAGAGCUUCAUGAACCAGGAGAUCACCAAGGCCUUCCAUGUGCGCCGUGCCAACCGCAUCAAGGAGUGCCUGGUCAAGGGCACCUUUGCAGAUGUUGUCUUCCAAUUGGAUGACGGACAGUUGCCUGCCCACAAGCCCUUACUGAUCUCCAGCUGUGAUUGGAUGGCGGCUAUGUUCCGGGGUUCCUUUUUGGAAAGCUACAUUGAGGAGGUCUCCAUUCCCAACACAAACUGUGCCUGCAUGCGCGCCGUGCUGGAGUACCUCUACACUGGCCUGCUGACCCCCACCCCGGACCUGGACCCCAUGGAGCUGGUCAUGCUGGCCAACCGGCUGUGCCUGCCGCGCCUCGUCGCACUCACAGAACAGCACGCGGUGGACGAGCUGCAGAGAGCUGGAGAGGACGCAGACCAGAAGGUGCUGCUCUAUCUGGAGAUGGCUCAGUUUCAUAACGCAAAACAGCUGGCCACGUGGUGCCUGCAUCACAUCUGCACAAACUACAACAGCAUCUGCCGCAGGUUCCGCAAGGAGAUGAAAGCCAUGUCUCCAGAGAACCAGAGGCACUUUGAGAAGCAGCGCUGGCCGCCAGUCUGGUACCUGAAGGAGGAGGACAGCUAUCUGCGCUCCCGGAAGGAGAGGGAGAAGGAGGAGGAGAUCCUCCGCAAGCAGCACAUCAAGCACGGCUGGUGCUUCUGGCGCCACUCCUCUUCCUCCUCCUCCUCCUCCUCCUCCUCCUCCUCCUCCUCACCCCAUGUCUCCUGAGCUGACCCUGACCCCCCUCCGAAACCCACUGGGGAGGGCCGUCCUCUGGGGACAAAACAGACAAGCAGCCCAGGAUCCCAUCCACCUUCCGUUUCUGUCCAAACUGGCUACCCGGUGACGUCACACAAGAUAAAAUGAUGAGAUUGGCUGGCUGGCUGACUGUGCUGUGUGAUUGGUGCUAACUUAGCCUGUGCUUUGUGUGUUUGAGGCUUCAAUGAAAGUGUGUGUUGGGAGGGAUGUGGAUAGUUGGAGGGGGUGGUCUAUUUGGUAUGGCCGUGAAGGCAUGGGGAAAUGGAGCACAUAGUCUUCUUAGACAUUCCAUGAAAAGGCCACUGAUUUUUACAUUUAUUUUUUUGACUGAUAAGCCACGGAAGGUAAGCUAAAUUAAAUAAGUUGUGAUCACUACAAACAAAGUAAAAAUAUGACUUGCUCAGGGGUCUGGAUACCGAGAGAGGUUUUCCAGAUGAAGCUCCAGGAAAAAGGCCACGGAAAUCGAUCCAAACACAAUUUAUUCGGCCACGGAAUUUAUGGCAUGUCAUGGAAAACCUACUAGGAUUUUGUUUUUUCUUUCAGACUGUUGUUGAGUCAUCCAAGUAGUUGUGGGAAUGACAAGAGACAGAUUGCCACGGAAUACAUGCCUGUAAACUUCAGGGACAGGGAGGUGCAGACAGUAAGGUUUGGAAAUCGAAUUAGUGGAUUUAAAAGGGUGUUUGAUACCAUUCCUUCCGAACCUCCGUCCUGCAGCUGAUUCCCACACUCCCACUGUGUCUCACGGGGAAUGUCGACAGCAGGGAGCUGGAGUUGCUUCUUCUGAGACAGAACCCUUCUUCGCUGCUUGACUGGGCAGACAGGAACUAGAGGAUGGCUCAGGGAGAAAAUAUGGAACUGGUACCUGCCUUUUACAAUGGGCUGGUACCACGGUUAUUGGGUACCUGUGCCUACCUCACUGGAAACUAGAGGUCCCUCACCUUCCUGCCUUAGAUUAGACUUAGGGUGAAUACAACCCAUCAUGCAAUUGUCCUGCCUCGCGAUGCCCGACUCAAAAAACCCUCCUUGCGGUGUCUCCUAGACUAGCAUGUUCUUGCAUUCGAAAUGAAGCUGUGAAGAAUCUUAUUCAAGCACAAUGUGACUCCUGACUUCCACAGGACAGUACCCCCCCCUGUUAUUUUUUUAAAUCCUGGAAUGGUGAGAAAAAGGAGAAGAUGGCAAUGUAAUGAUGACUUGGAAACAAAUAAGCUAAAAAUAUGUGUUGGUGCACUUCAGCUGUAAAAUGAGUGACACAGUAGCUUUAGUCAGUGUAGCGUCUCUAUAUGUGUACACAUAUAUAGAACCCCUAUUGGAAUUAUAAGGGCUAAACCUACAUUAUUGCUAUACUGAUUAUCAGCCAGCAGUUCAACUAUUAAGUUUACAUGUAAUGAUUACUCUUCUUGACCUACAGUUGCACUGCGCUGUCAGAUGUUGCGGUUUUACUGCAAGUAGCACUUCACAUAAUACAGAUGUUUUGUAUGAACUCUCUCUCUCUCUCUCUCUCUCUCUCUCUCUCUCUCUCUCUCUCUCUCUCUCUCUCUCUCUCUCUCUCUCUCUCUCUCUCUCUCUCUCUCUCUCUCUCUAUAUAUAUAUAUAUAUAUAGAUACACAGUAUAUAUAUAAAUACAUGGAUGAAGGCUAUAUUUGCAUCCUGAGCCAUUCUUAAAAAAAAAAAAAAAAAACAUUAGUGGUGUCAAAAAGUGAUAAUUCCACUAGAGGAAAAUAUACUUGAACUUUGACCCAUUCGACUCCUCGAAACUGUCACUGUCAAUUCAAACACAAAAUGUCUUGGACAACACCCACAGUACAGAAAUGUUCAUUAAUGAUCAACAAAAUGAGAAUAUGUUUUAAAAAAAAAAAGUGAAGCUGGUACAUUUGUAUCUCAGAGAAACUGGAGAAACAGAUAAUGACAUAGAACGUCUGUAAGGCACUCACACUAUGUUUAAAAAAACCCAAGUGUACUGCUGAACCUCGUCUUCUUUAAUAUUAGCAUCACAAGGGAAUCCAUGUAUUAUAAAAAAUAAUAGAUGGGUCUCUUCAGUGAGUUACAGGAAAACAAUAUCAUCUCGGGUUUCUGUGACAGUUUAUAAAUUACUUGACCUAACGGUUUCAUAGUUUAUGACGUCACAGAAACCCUAGAUGGAAUUAUUUUCCUGUAACUCACUGAAGCCCAUCUAUUAUAUAUAUAUAUAUAUAUAUAUAUAUAUAUAUAUAUAUAUAUAUAUAUAUAUAUAUAUAUAUAUAUAUAUAUAUAUAUAGUACAGUGUCUUCCUUAUAAAAGUUUACUACAGUAAAAGCACAGUGCAAUGAAGCACAAUGAAAGCAUGCUAAUGCAUACUUAUCCCCAUGUAUUUAAUUUAGAUAAGCAUUAUAAAGAAUAGCAAGGAUUGAUAAAGCAUAUUAACACACAUGGCAAACCAAGGUCAACGAUGUUCAAAUCAUGGGGGAACUGCACAGAUACCAUGGUAAACUUUUUAUAAGGGCUGUAACACAUAUUUAAGUUUCAGAGAGCAAUAACAUGUCUGCUGAUGUAAGAGAGACUGUAGGCUGCACAUGCAGAGCUGGCAGGCAUGUUUUUAUUCAUUACUGCGACUGCAAGGUUCAUUCUGCCUGUGUGGAGCUGCUUUCAAGGAGCCUGCUGAUUAGAGAGCUGAGUUUCACAAAUAGAGUGUUGUGGUGUGGGUUUAAAAAAGUGCAUCAGCUGGGCUGCACCAAAAGACAGUGUAGUGCAGUGCUCAGUCUAAACUAUUAUUAGUACUAGAAAUAUAGAUUUUCUUCUGCUAAAAAUAUGUCCAGCUGGUUGGGUUCUCUAUGAAGCACAAAACAUGCAUUUGUGUUUAUUUUACGGGGUUUAAACAGGACAAAGCAGAAUGGACUUCAGAAUUGAUCCCUCAACAUUGAUUUUUUGAAUGCAGGAUUCUAGAAUGCAGUAUUAGCCAUACAGAAGCAGAAUGCAGCGUUCUAGAACGCAGUAUUAGCAUCCCCUGGAUUCAGAGUGUAGGAUUAGGAGUUAGGAGUGGGUCAGUGUUAGGUGUGACGGACUGAGCUGGGGUUAGGGUUAGUAUGAAAGUGAAGUUUAAGUGAAGAGCUGUUUUUUUAGGGGGUUACAGGCAGGCAGCGUGUGGUCCAGGUGGUUAGGGGUAAGGACUGAGUUAGGAUAUGAGCUGCGAUUUAGGUUCGCAGGACAACAUCAUUGCUGUUGUCAUUUCUUUGCUGUUCACAUACCCUGCCACCAUUUAGUUUUGAGAUUUUUUGUGGUGAUUGUUUUUCUUGCAGUUAAUUUGCUUCGGCUGGUGGUGAUGCGAUCUGCUUAAUGUUGAUGCUUUGCUUUACUUCCCUUGAUUUGCACUAACUUUCUUAAUGAACUGACAGUGUUUUGAUACCUUUUUGUUAUUGCUGUGGAAUUUUUGCUAAGGAAAUGCAACUGCAGUGACUUACAGUUACAGACCGGAGGUGCAGUGUAGCCUCAACAAAGGAAUGUUUUGCUUACAGGCGCAGUAUUGUUGUUGUUGUUGUUGUUGUUGUUGUUGUUGUUAUUACUAUUAUUAUUAUUAUUAUUAUUAUUAUUAUUACUAUUGUUGCUAUUAUAAGUAUUAUUAUUAUUAUAUUGCUAAUACUAGUCUAGAUACAGUAUAGGUUUAGCGUUUACAUCAUGCUUCAGAUGCAAGACUCCAGCAUUUCACUUUUCUUUACCCUCAAGCGGUUUUGUUUGUGUAAUGGACAGUUUUUGCUGGUGUUUGUUUGUUUUCUGCGUGUGUUUUUGGUGGUGUUUUAAAAGCACUUUAUAUACUCUCUUCAGUAUGUGGGAUGUAUCUUGAGCCAAGCAUCUUAUAGGUAUACAGCCUGGCCAUGCCUAGUUUACACACGUAUAGAUCACAGGCAGCCCGAUUUCAAUGAAGAAUACAAUCAUUGAACUACUAUUUCAUACCCACCCAAAUUACAUUACACUUAAAGGGGUAAUAACCAAGGUUUGAGACAUUUUCACAAGUCACUUAGAUUGCGGAGUUCAGCAGGAUAAGAGGCUUCGUCCGAUUUCAAAGUGAAAAUACGAUCUUCAGAACUAUAAAAGAUCUACAGGAGAAUGCUAAGAGAAGGACGCACUUGCAAGGAAGUUGUCAUGCUAGCGAGAAGAACUAAUUUCUUUUGUAAAGACUUGGUUAUUACAAUGAGCUAGUCAUUGUCUUAACACUGUUGGCUUAUUUUAAUAACAGUGCUGUGCUUCUUAAAUAGCUCAUGAGUUCAGUCCCUGUGAAUAAACACAUGUAUAUGAAAUGGAAAGUAUAAACAAGGAAUGUCUCUGGAACUUCAUUUUGCAGAUUUCCCACCACAGACUUUACGGCAACAAAUGUUUGCAUAUAUUAUUUUAAGUAUACAUAUACUGUAUAUAAACUCAAUAUAGUAAUUACUCAAAUUUUGCUAAUGCUAAUUUCAAGUAUAUGUAAGGAUAACAUAUAUUACAGUAUGCAUCUGUUGUAAUCCGCAGUAUUUUAUAAAACAACCCUCAUAUACAUGUAUGAAAGUAUAUGACAUGCAUUCGAAAUACCAGCUCUUCCCUUACAAAUACUCUUGUAAUUGUAUAGGAAACUAUGGUUUAUGAAGUAAUGUGUAGGUUUAAUGCAAAUACUGUUGUAUUCGAGGUUUUAUUAAGCGGUCCACGGGCAGUGUUAAUAUCUGAUUUACUUGGCAAUAAGGCGGUGAUGUUGAGUCCUGCUCUGUAGUCAGUCCUGAAUUGUAGAUUUCUUAGCAGUAUUAAUCCUGUGCCCUGAAGCACAGGGACACAGGGUCGCAGGGACAGGCUCUAAUAAGCUAGCAAUAGGAAAGCACUAGUCUUUGCUGAUCUGAAUGAAGCUUUCUUGGCAGUUGUUACACAGAUGUACUGCUUUUGAUUUUAGUAAAGCAGUAGUUCUGAGAUACUUUAGUUUUAAACGGGUAGCUCUUUGCUGCCUUUAUUAGGAUGCGAUCAGUUCGCUCAUGAGACUGUACAUCAUAAUAAUAGUUAGGAAACCCCACAGAUCCUGAGCUUUCCACUUCCAUGCUAUGGAAACCGGAGAAGCAGAAGUGUUUAGUUAGAAAAGGGGUACUGUAUGUCCAGGUGCCCCUCUCUGUCUCUCUCAACGAAUGGAGACCGAACUCCCUGUCCACUGUCGUAUAUGGCGUUACUUGUGCCUUCUCACACACUGUUGCCUGUUUUCUUGUAAUCCACCCUUUUUCAGCCCGAUAGACGAUGGGACAGUGAAGAGACAGAGCAUGUCGUUGUGAGCAGGGCGAUGUCGUGGCUCGUGGGGUUUAAAAACCUGAGCUCUUAUAAUUCCAAAAGAUAUUUAUCAUAGCAGUGCACUUAGCAUGGCGUGCUUUUCAAAUAGCACAAGAUAGUAUGAAUUCUGCUCUGGCAUAAGAGCGAUUUCCCCAAGUAUCUACCAUACAUACAAUAUGUUUUUUUUUUUUUUUAUAAUCCUCAGUUAAUUUUUCUCUUCCUUUUAAAGGCAAUGGGAGACCAGUUCUAACCCUAAGGAGUUGUUCAAAGCUUUUUUAAAAGUACAUAUUAGACUUGGAUACGCCAGGCCCCUAUUUGACACUGCCUGACGCUGUAUGCAGCUCGUAUGAAACCGAUGUGCUCAUAACUGGCCCUGUCCUGACCGUGUGUUGUUUCGUUUCAUGAAUGUCCAGGUUCUGUUCUGUGCUAUUUUGUACUCUUGAUGUGACAAUUAAGUAAACUCUUGCACUUUUUUUAAUUAAAUAAUUUAGAGCUUCUCUGUGCAUAAUAAUGAAAAAAAAAAGUAACUACAACAAAACACUUUAAAGGGCUUUUUUUAACAAUCAGAAUGUUUUGCUGCUUUAAAAAAAAAAAAAAAAAAUCCUUUGUAAUAAUUUUUUGAACCACUGCGAUUUGUACAAAAAAAAAAGUUUUGCCGUUUUCAGUAUUUUAAUGUUUGACUUGACUUAUUAAAACUUUGCUAAAAUGUG